Messenger RNA from Serinus canaria (Common canary), 1499 nucleotides. RefSeq names its product tRNA-histidine guanylyltransferase 1 like (gene THG1L). The coding region runs from base 3 to 893 and encodes 296 amino acids. Lineage: Eukaryota; Metazoa; Chordata; Aves; Passeriformes; Fringillidae. The record is from RefSeq and is a predicted model, not a curated record. Gene Ontology annotation, biological process: tRNA modification. The transcript is spliced from 6 exons. Gene Ontology annotation, molecular function: magnesium ion binding; tRNA guanylyltransferase activity.
UCAUGCUGCGCUGCUGCCGGGCGGCCGCGGCCAUCGCUGCCGGCUGCGCUCCGGGCUCCCCGCGCGGCCGCCGCGGCCUCGCCAUGGCCAAGAGCAAGUUCGAGUACGUGCGGGACUUCGAGGCGGACGAUACGGUCCUGCCCAACUGCUGGAUCGUGGUGCGGCUGGACGGCCGCAACUUCCACAGGUUUUCUGAGCAGCAUGAAUUCAAGAAGCCAAAUGAUGACCGUGCUCUGCACCUGAUGACCAAGUGUGCCCAGACAGUGAUGCAAGAACUGGAGGAUAUUGCUAUUGCUUAUGGACAGAGUGAUGAAUAUAGUUUUGUUUUCAAAAAGAAGAGCAGGUGGUUUAAAAGAAGAGCAAGUAAGUUCAUGACUCAUGUGGUCUCCCAGUUUUCCUCAAGUUACGUGUUCUAUUGGAAGGAUUACUUUAAGGACCAGCAGCUUCUCUACCCACCAGGAUUUGAUGGACGCAUUGUGUUGUAUCCCAGCAACCAGAAUCUGAAGGACUACCUCAGCUGGAGGCAAGCAGAUUGCCAUAUUAAUAACCUUUACAAUACAGUGUUCUGGAUGCUUGUGCAGCGAGGUGGUUUGACACCAGUGCAAGCACAGGAGAGGCUCCGGGGAACUUUGGCUGGAGAUAAGAAUGAAAUCUUGUUUUCUGAAUUCAAUAUCAACUACAACAAUGAACCUUUGAUGUAUAGAAAAGGAACUGUCCUAAUAUGGCAGAAGAUUAAUGAAGUCAUCACUAAGAAAAUAAAACUUCCAAAGGAAGAAGAAGAAAAAGAAGUGGAAGUGACCCGGACUAAGACUAAAGUUGUUCCCCUGCACUGUGACAUCAUUGGGGACCAGUUCUGGGAGGAAUAUCCUGAGAUUCUGGCUGAGGAUAGUUGAUAUCUCUGAUGAGCAUAACUGGUAGUUUACAUUCUGCUCUGCUUGGGUUGUUGGCAAGUGAGGAAUACGAAUGGUGGCUGGCAGAGUUUGACCUGGAGCGCUUUUCAGCAACUACAAUGGGUUUAGCACUGUUGCUGCCUAAAAAGAAGACACUGGUGCUGUCUGACAUACAAGGAUAUGCCCAUAUGGAAUGCUAAAAUCAUACUAUAUUUUGAAUGUUAAGAACUCAUCAUGAAUUAAGACUGUUCCUGCCUUGUACAUGUGUAUUUGUAAAAAAAAGUAUGUAGAAAUUUCCUGUAUUUCUAUAGCAUUUACAAUGAGGUAUUUUAUUGUACUGCUGAACUAUAAAAAAGCCCGGAUAUUUGAACAGAAAAUUAUUAGUUUGAUUUUUGUUUUAACUGAGAUGGACCAGAAUACUUCAUUUGGGAUUUAGUAUUAAAUUUCAAGACUGGUGUGUUUAGUCCGAUGAGUGACAAACUGUUCAGCUGUCUGAUUCUUACUGAAAUGCAAUGGAGUUGCCCAGCAGUUUUCUAUGCUUGAUUUUAAAAGUAUUUGUCAAAUGUACAGGAUUUUUAUACUUUUAAAAAUAUAAAUAAUGGUACCUUC